This is a messenger RNA of Eutrema salsugineum, 834 nucleotides long. Its product is annotated as psbP domain-containing protein 2, chloroplastic. The record is from RefSeq and is a predicted model, not a curated record. Gene Ontology annotation, cellular component: photosystem II; photosystem II oxygen evolving complex; extrinsic component of membrane. Gene Ontology annotation, biological process: photosynthesis. Gene Ontology annotation, molecular function: calcium ion binding. The transcript has 3 exons. The coding region runs from base 33 to 752 and encodes 239 amino acids. Lineage: Eukaryota; Viridiplantae; Streptophyta; Magnoliopsida; Brassicales; Brassicaceae.
CGGCAAAAUGUGAUAAGGAGAAGGAAAGCAAAAUGUGGUCGUCAAGCUUCGUAGCUUCUCCCCAAUUCUCUUCUCCUCCAAAACUUUCUCUAUUAUCAUCUUCUUCUUCUUCUUCUUCUCAUCAAAAGAUCCAAACUUUACUCUGCUUCACCCAAAAUCCUUCGUCCACCAGUAGCAUCAAUCUCAGCAAGAGACACUUGAAUCUCUCGAUUCUCACGCUCUUGUUCAAUGGUGGGUUCUUGCUGGAUAAAGCCAAAUCCAUGGCAGAAUUGGAAAAUCUUCAAAGAUACACUGAUUCCAAAGAUGGCUUCACUCUUCUCGUACCCUCUUCUUGGAUUAAGGUAGAGAAAGCAGGAGCCAAUGUUCUUUUUGAAGAGCCAGAGAAACGAAGCAACAAUAUAGGAGUUGUGGUGAGUCCUGUCCGUAUAAAGAGUCUUGAAGACUUUGGUACUCCUCAAUUUGUAGCAGACAAACUCAUCAACGCAGAAAAGCGUAAGGAAAGCACAAACGAAGCAGAAGUUGUAUCAGUAGGAGAGAGAUCAGGACAAGGGCAAGUGUAUGAGUUUGAAUACAAAAUCGAUAGCACGAGAGGAGGAAUCAAGAGGGUUUUCUCGGCUGCGUUUGUGAGCUCUAAGAAGCUUUAUCUAUUGAACGUUGUUCAUUCAGAUAAUCCAGAGAAUCCAUUGGAUUCGAGUACGAGAAUGUUGUUGGAACAAGUUCUUCACUCCUUUGAUGCUCUGCCUCUCACAUGACCACAUCAACCACCAUCUUUCUGUUUUCUUGUACUUGUUGUAAUCAUCGGCCCAUUAUUGAAUUAUUGGGUUCUUUUAGCAA